UAGAGCUUGGUGAGGUUCUGAAAGCAGUGUAAUAUAAUAUUUUGGCAAACUGCAAGGAGGUUACCUCGGGAAAGUUCAGAAUGAAAAGAUUUAUGUAAAGCCUUAGGAAAAAAAAUCUUGAUUUCAAGAUUUUGCUUGACGGUGUCCAGAUUUGGACAGAAGGGCGUGUUCUUUUAAAUACUAACAGUGGAUUGCCGUAGAACGACGGCCUCUGAAAUGCAGACUACGUUUUUGGUUCAAGGAACAGAAAGUCUGUUCAAGAGGCAGAAAGUACAUUCAAGGACAUUAAAGCUUUCACGAACAUUUUUAUUUAACUGUGAAAUUUGUUUACCCAACGAGAGAUGGUAUCAAUAGGGUGAUAGCAUACGUGAAGCAUUUUGCACUCCGCCCAAUCUGGGUAGCCUAAGUCGCUCUGACCAGCCCGACCUGCUUUAGAACGCCUCCAUUGGAAAGGAUUCUGAAAGAAAUGAAGAAAACCAUAAGAAAUGAAGUCAGUAGCCUCGUGGCCGCCUGUUGACUGGACUGGAGUCUUAUUACUGCAAUUUCUUGCAAGGAAGCUCUACAUAAUGUCUGCUGAGGUCAUCCAUCAGAUUGAGGAGGCCCUGGAUGAGGAUGAGAAAGAAAUGCUGCUUUUCCUGUGCCAGGAUGUUGCUGCAGAUUUGGUUCAAGUUAAUGUCAGGGACCUUUUGGAUAGUUUAAGUGAAAAAGGGAAGCUGUCUUUCAUGGGCCUGGCUGAGCUGCUCUACAGAGUGAGGAGGUUUGACUUGCUCAAGCGGAUCUUGAAGAUGGACAAAAUGACAGUGGAGGCCCACCUGCGCAGGCACCCUCAUCUUGUUUCGGACUACAGGGUGCUGAUGACCGAGAUUGGUGAAGAUUUGGAUAAAUCUGAUAUGUCCUCAUUAAUUUUUCUCAUGAGGGAUUAUAUGGGCCGAGGCAAGACAGCUAAGGAUAAGAGCUUCCUGGAUCUUGUGAUAGAACUGGAGAAGCUAAAUCUGGUUGCUCCAGAUCAGUUGGACUUAUUAGAAAAAUGCCUAAAGAACAUCCACAGAAUAGACCUGAAGACAAAAAUCCAGAAAUACAAGCAGUCUGCUCAAGAAACAGAAACAAGUCACAUAAAUGGUUCCCAGGCAUCUCUCACAAACUUGAGUCUUAAGGAUCCUCCAUAUAACUUAAAGAACGCGAGGAGUAAAGAACAAAGACUCAUGGUGAAACAGCCUGCCAUUCAAAGAAUACCAGUGAAGACAUCCAUUCAAGAAUCAGGAGCAUUUUUGCCUCAGCCCAUACCUGAAGAGAGAUACAGGAUGCAGAGCAAGCCCUUAGGAAUCUGCCUGAUAAUUGAUUGCAUAGGCAAUGAUGCAGAGAAUCUGCGAGACACCUUCACUUCCCUGGGCUAUGAAGUCCGGCGUUCCUUAUAUCCAACUGUGGACAAUAUAAUUCGUGUUCUUUACCAAGUUUCCCAUAUGACUCAACACCAAGACUACGACAGCUUUGUGUGUGUCUUGGUGAGCCGAGGGGACUCCCAGAGGCUGUUUGGCGUGGAUCGAACUCACUCAGGGUUGGCUUUGGAUCAGAUCAGGAGAAUGUUCAUGGGAGAUACAUGCCCUUCUCUCUUGGGAAAGCCGAAGAUCUUUUUUAUUCAGAACUACGUGGAGUCAGAGAGCCGCUUGGAGGACGGCAGCAGCCUCCUGGAGGUCGACGGGCUAUCAGCAAGCAAUAUGGAUUCCAGGCCAAGGCAGUCGGGGGCCAGCACGGUUCACCAAGAAGCUGAUGUCUUCUGGAGCCUGUGUGAAGCAGAUACGUCUCUGCUGACACAGCGCUUAAACUCACCAUCCGUGUACCUACAGCACCUCUCCCAAAAAUUGCGGCAACAAAGAAGGCAGCCACUUGUGCAACUCCACCUUCAACUGAAUGACACUGUGUGUGAGUGGAACAGCAGAGUGCCUCACAAGGAGAGGUACCGCAUCGUGCUGCAGCAUACGCUGAGAAAGACCCUCAUUCUCUCUUGCAAAUGAAAAGGCAAAGGCCCUUUUUCAGUCUUUCACUCUCCAUCACUAUCCCGCAGAGAAUGGCUGUACCUCUCACAGCCACAUCAGAAAUACAACUAAAAUACAGAAGCACCCUCACUCAGAGCCUCCUGAAAUCUGGCUGUACAGAAGCCCCACAACCAGGGAACUGAAGAAGCAACGAGACCGGGAGGAGGGGCCGAGGUGCAGGCUGGAGACGUGGGCAGAUCUGGGCUGAAGCCUGGAGACUCAGCCUCGGAGGGACAUCUCGGCGGUAGAAGUUUCCCGGUGAAGUGAAGGGUCCCGGCCCCACAUCAGGCGCCGCCCAGCCCAGGGUGCCCCGGGCUGGAAAGAGAAGUCCCACCACUUCAGGCUGUAAAAGACAGUGGGGACUGUCGCUGAGG
Molecule: messenger RNA, 2407 nt
Organism: Miniopterus natalensis
Lineage: Eukaryota; Metazoa; Chordata; Mammalia; Chiroptera; Miniopteridae
Gene: CFLAR
Product: CASP8 and FADD like apoptosis regulator
Biological process (GO): regulation of apoptotic process; proteolysis
Molecular function (GO): protein binding; cysteine-type endopeptidase activity
Source: RefSeq, a predicted model, not a curated record